Pieris napi is the source of this 3532-nucleotide messenger RNA. RefSeq names its product BMP-binding endothelial regulator protein (gene cv-2). The transcript has 8 exons. Gene Ontology annotation, molecular function: protein binding. Lineage: Eukaryota; Metazoa; Arthropoda; Insecta; Lepidoptera; Pieridae. The record is from RefSeq and is a predicted model, not a curated record. The coding region runs from base 339 to 2351 and encodes 670 amino acids.
GGCGAGAUUAGCGCAGGAGGCUGUAGGAACUGGUCCGGCGCACGCGCGGGGAGUCGCGCCGCGGCCGGCGAGUUAGCCGACCGGCCACGGUACACUCAGUGUCAGUACUCGGUUCGCCUUGCCGCAACCAACUAGCGUUGUUGAGACCUUGCGAUCAAACCUCAAAAAAUUUCGCACGUGAGUUCCACUUGCUGCUUGUUUUUGUGAUAGUGUCGGGUGUGAAGUUCUGAAUUGUAUAUUGACGGGAUUUCUCAUUUGUUAAGGUGUGUCGGUCGAGUGGCGCGGUGCGAGGGUGUGAUGCGAGGGGGGCGGGGCCCGCGCAGGCGCCGGUAGCGACCAUGCGGAGACCGCGCGUCGCACGAGUCGUCGCAUGGUUUUUUGCAAUCGCCGCUACUCUCUCUAUUACGACUGCCUCUAGUGUUAUCAAGGGUCAGCGGGCGCCGUGCUCCAACGAAGGCGAGCCCGUAAGACUUCAAGACGCGCGGCUCGAACACGAUUGGAGUAGCUGUUUCCGUUGUAUUUGCAAGAACGGUUUCGUGGAGUGCCGAAAAGGCGUCGAAGAGUGCGGUCUAAUGGAAGAUUGUGCGGUUGUGAUGCCGCGUGAGGGCUGCUGCGCCCGCUGCAAGGGAUGUUGGUACAAUGGCACAGAUUACGCUUCUCAUACAGAAUGGGGAGACAGCGGCAAGCUGUACAGAUGUGAAGCUGGAGUGGUCACCAUCUCCCGGCCAGAAUGUUAUGCGCCGUGCGAUAAUCCGAAACACCAACGACACUAUAAUUGUCCUGUUUGUGAUGAAUGUGUUAUAAACGGCCAGCGAGUCUGGGAAGGUCGGGAUGUACGGAUUCCAGAGGAACCGUGCCUGUCAUGUCGAUGUGUGCGAGGUUCGCUAUCGUGUACAAAGCGAGCCUGUCCAGUACUACCUUGUGGGAAAGCCCAGCAGUUCACACCAGUUGGGGAAUGUUGUCCAAGAUGCUCACACCCAACAGCUGAUAAGAUACUACCAAUUUCAGGAAGCUCGCUACCAAAGCCGUGUAUAAUCGGCAAGGAGUAUCACGCGCACAUGAGCCAAUUCCAAGUAGACCCGUGCACUGACUGCACGUGUAUCAACGGGACCGCCGUGUGCGCACGUCACACGUGUCCCGUGUUGACAUGCACGCGUGCGCUGCCCCCGCCACCUGGCAAGUGUUGCCCCGAAUGCCCUAACGUCGAGGAGGCUAAGGCCGCUUGUAUUGUGGCGGGAAAAACUUAUCAGGAAGGAGAUACGUGGCAACUAGAUGCCUGCAAAUCCUGUGAAUGUCAUGGUGGUGAACCCAGGUGUGCCAUGGAAAGAUGUCCAACGCUCUCUUGUACCCCAGAUCAAACACUGCGACAGUCUCCAGGCCAAUGUUGCCCAAAAUGUAUCGACAUAGACGGAAUAUGUACAGUUUUUGGCGACCCACACUACAAGUCUUUUGACGGAAAGUUUUAUAGCUUUCAAGGAUCGUGCAAAUACCAACUAGUCUCAGAUUGCAAGAACCACACAUUCUCUAUAAGAAUAUCGAACGACGCCAGAAACACCUCACAUUCCUCUUGGACACGCACCGCAACACUUCGGAUUGGCUCCACUAAAAUAAACAUGGGAAGAAAAAUGCGUAUAAAAGUGAACGGACAAAGGAUAGCAUUGCCUCAUAUCAUAAAUGGCAUCGCCGAAAUUGGUCGCAGCAACGGGUCGGUCGUGCUCAAGUCUGAUAUAGGCCUACAGAUGCUCUGGGACGGGGAUGGGUUUCUGGAAGUGACCGUGUCGAGUUCGUAUAAGGGUCAGCUCUGCGGUCUCUGCGGGAACUUUAAUUCCGUAGCGAGAGAUGACAUGAGAACCCGUGACGGCAGGCUGAUAAACGAUGCAUGGAGAUUCGGUACUUCGUGGCGAGUGGGCGGUCACCGAGCGUGUACGAGGCGUCAGGAACGACCCGGUCUGAACACGCGGUGCAAAGCGUCGAAGCUGACUAAAGUGCGUCGUCUGUGUCGGGCCUUCGACCAUCACGAAGCUUUUUCCGAAUGCGGAGCGAAAGUGAAUCCGCAUAAUUACAAGGAAGCGUGCCUGUUAGAUGCGUGCAGUUGCACAGGUGUUCGGUGCCAUUGCGCCGCAUACAGGGCGUACGCGAGGGAAUGCACGCGCGUCGGAGCCGAACCCCGUAACUGGUUACAGGCCGCGUGGUGCGACCCCGCCGGCUCUCAACCGCCCUGGCUCCUUCGCGGACGGAAAGGCUUCGGCCGUGCUGCCAAGUCGAAAGAGCACAGCUUACCAAACUUAAGCGCCAUACCGAGGCGGAAUAAUAGUCGUGCGAGGCCGCCACCACUGCAUUUAAGACGAUAAUGUCACUAGUCAAAACUGCCAGUGUGGCUAUGUUAGCUUACAAAAGUGCUUCCACGCUGCAGCUCAAAGCUGCAACGGCGAAGAGGAAUGGAAUGAAGAUCUUACUUAACAGUAUUCAUAAACUACUUAUAGUUAGAAAAUAAAGCAUAGGUAAUAAUUGUACCACCUAUAGCUCAAUAUAACCUCGCCAAACCAGCUUACAUUCCUAUUGUAAUACACAUAUUUUUGCUGGUCCAAUUCAAUGGCGAAUAUAUAAAAUAUGUGAUAUUAGCUUUUGAUUCAUGAUUUAAAUAGUUCAAAACGAGAUCUCGUAGGUAGUGUUCAGAAUAGAUAUAGAUAUUUAAAGACGCUAUGGGGCUCCGCAAAUCUACCUAUAAUGUGUUAAUGGGGUCAUUCAGCUUCGAAGUUACGAUAAUCAAAUUGCCAUGAUUAAUUUUUUUUGAUUAUGUAAUAUGUACGUAUAUUUUAAUAGAGUGUAGAAAAAUGUCAACUGACAAAGACAAUAUACGUCUUAAAUUAGGCACUGACAUUUGACAGCUAGACCAAUGACAAUAUCUAUGGUUUCGUGUGGGCUAUAUAUGUAUAUAAUCUAUUAUCGUUAUUUAUUCUAAUUCGAGCUGACGUAAUCAUUUCGUAGCGACUAUUAAAUUAUCAAAGAAUAAUUUCGGGUAAAAUAAAAAAUGUGAAAUAAAACGUGCUCUAUGUAUUUGAAUAGUUAACCGAACUAAAGGUUAAUGACCUGUUUGUUGACAUUUCUACAUUCUAUUGGAAUAAACGAGUUGCGUAUCAAAGAUUUAGACGUAAUUCUUUUUAUGGCUUACUGUGUAUACGUGUUAAAUAAAAAUAUAUAGCUUGAAGGUUUUAAUGUAUCUUUUUAUAGCUGUUUAUAAACUAUAGAUACUAACCAGUUCCAAUUUUUUUAUCUAAUUUCACGUCGGUUAAUUUAAACUUACCAAAAAUGACUCUUUGAAGACUUGAAUUAGGUAUUUAAAUGCGUUACCAAUGAAUUUUUACUGACUUUUGAAAUGUAGUUUUAAAUCUGCAAUUCACUUUCAUAGUUCAAAUUCCUAAACAUUAACCGCAAUUUAUUUAUUAAAACUAAAUCAGUUUUAUAUCACUGUUUGAAGUAGCACAACAAAACACAUUUUUUUAGAGUAUUUAAAACAGUAGACUGAUAUAGU